Messenger RNA from Malania oleifera, 2729 nucleotides. Its product is annotated as 4-hydroxy-tetrahydrodipicolinate synthase, chloroplastic-like. Bases 1171 to 2268 code for a protein of 365 amino acids. The record is from RefSeq and is a predicted model, not a curated record. The transcript is spliced from 5 exons. Lineage: Eukaryota; Viridiplantae; Streptophyta; Magnoliopsida; Santalales; Ximeniaceae. Gene Ontology annotation, molecular function: 4-hydroxy-tetrahydrodipicolinate synthase activity.
ACACUAGAUUGUCCUUCCUAGAUUUUCUUAGGGUUACUUUCAUCAAGGCAUAGGACUCGUUACUCGUUAGUCACUGCGAGUCACCUGUUCUUAUCUCACUUUAAAUUCUGCAUCUUCUUCUGCAUUUCUCUUGCGAGAUUUCUGAUUAGGAACACUGUACACCUUCUUCUUCUUCUUCUACUGUCGGUGAGACCACCUUCUUCUAUUGAUUUUUCUCUCCAUUCUUUUGUCUGAGGUUGACGAUUCUUUAUAAUGUUUAGAUCCACCUAACAUAAUCAAUUUUAUUUAUCAGUCAGUCCGGCUAGCACUGCUUUUAUGUCAAAAAUCAUGUUUAUCUGUUUUGCUUGGACGUAAAUGGGUUCAUAUUAAAUUGCCGUAUUUUUGAUAUAUCCUUUUUUAAGAAAAUUGCCGUAUUCUUGACUUGUUGGAAACUCAUUUUCCUCAAAAAUCAAAAUUGAAGUUUGUGGUGCUAAACAUUUGAUCUGCUUUCAACUAGUAGCCAUUCCCAUCUGAUUGUUGGCUUUUCUGGGAUAUGUUAACGUUAAAGAAAAUUUGACGGGAAUGUUUUGAUUCACUUGUGUUUUGCCUAUUCCAAUUAUGUUGGAAGACAAAAUUUUUAGCUGUUGGGUGGCUUUUCUUGAGGACCUAGUCUGGUUUUGGCUUCUCUAGAUUUGAUUAGUUGGUCGGGUGGAGAAUUUAAUCUCAUUAUUUAUUUUCCAAAAAUCUUAAAAAUAGACUCCUGAAUUGGGUAAUUUUUUGAUAAACCCUAGCUGGAAGAGGAGUGAUAAGUGAUACCAAUCCCUCCUUUCCCACACCAAAGGAAAGGCGGGAAUCAUUGCCUUUUUUUCUAGUGCUAAUGAAUUAUGAUCAGUUGAAAAUUCACUCUUGGGGCAGAGGAUUAAAAAUGUGCUGAAUUCUCUGGUUAUAUUGAGGAUAUGACAAUGUAUACAGUUGAGAUGAACUGCUGUACCAACUGGGGCACCAACAAUCAUCUCCUCCCCUGUGACCACAACAUUUCCAUCACAAGCUUCACUAUUACGACGACCCGUACCCCAAUGAUUAUUAUCUGCUAGCAGCUUUCAAUUGCUGCAUUCUCAGUAGCAACAGAGAGGCAAUAAUCACUCUCUCUUCACUUGGGUCGGACAUAUCUAUAUCAGCCUGCUUCAGCAAAUGUCUAUGCUUAAGUGCUAUAGUCUCUGCUUGAGAGACUCUACUUAUCAGCUUCCUCGUCAUGAUGGAGUUAAUAAUUACAGAAGGAGAAACGUGAAGUUGAGAUUUCCACAGGCAGCAGUAAUCCCAAAUUUUCAUCUCCCAAUGCGUAGUUUUGAGGUUAAGAACAGGACAUGUGUGGAGGAUAUAAAGUCUCUCAGGCUGAUAACAGCAAUCAAAACCCCAUACCUACCAGAUGGCAGAUUUGACCUUGAAGCUUACGAUGCCUUGGUAAAUCUGCAGAUCAUAAAUGGUGCUGAAGGUGUGAUUGUAGGUGGCACAACUGGUGAAGGCCACUUGAUGAGCUGGGAUGAGCACAUAAUGCUUAUUGGCCACACAGUUAACUGUUUUGGUGGAUCAAUAAAGGUAAUAGGAAACACUGGAAGCAACUCGACUAGGGAAGCGAUCCAUGCUACGGAGCAGGGUUUUGCUGUUGGAAUGCAUGCUGCACUUCAUAUCAAUCCAUACUAUGGAAAAACGUCCUUAGAAGGCUUGGUUUCUCACUUUGAGAGUGUGCUCUCUAUGGGCCCCACAAUUAUUUACAAUGUACCAUCACGGACCAGCCAAGAUAUUCAUCCAUGUGUUAUUCACACUCUCGCUUCCAGUGCUAACAUGGCAGGUCUUAAAGAAUGUGUGGGAAAUGACAGGAUAAAGCAAUAUACAGAUAAUGGUGUUGUGGUCUGGAGCGGAAAUGAUGAUGAAUGCCAUGAUGCAAGGUGGGGUUAUGGAGCAACUGGAGUGAUAUCAGUCACUAGCAAUCUGGUUCCUGGUUUAAUGAGAGAACUCAUGUUUGGAGGGAAGAACCCUUCACUUAAUUCGAGGCUCAUGCCUCUGAUUGACUGGCUUUUUCAGGAGCCAAACCCAAUUGGCUUAAAUACUGCUCUUUCUCAACUUGGGAUUGUGAGGCCAGUUUUCCGGUUGCCUUAUGUGCCUCUUCCACUAGCAAAGAGGGAAGAAUUUGUGAAGAUGGUGAAGGACAUUGGGAGGGAGAAUUUUGUUGGAGAAAAAGAUGUUGAGGCUCUUGAUGAUGGUGACUUCAUCCUGCUGGGAAGGUACUAGUUGGCAGGCUUGUGCAAUGAUAGACUUUGUUGCCAACAAAAUACAACCACGAGGGACACUGCAGAGCUACUGAUAAUCCUGUGGUCGUUUUGCAAAAAUGCUGGAGCUUCGAACUUGCCAAUUUGUUGAGUAUAUUAUGUUGGUUCCUACCAGAUGUACACAUAAUCUCUGAAAACCCCUUUUGUAUUUUCGCGUUCUCUUCUGAGAUAGUAGUGUAUGUGAGAUUUUAAUUUUUGUUGGUGCUUUUUAUGCAUUAAUAAGUUAGGAGUUUGGAUGGCCAUUAAUUUUGUCAAGGCUCUUAUCCAAUGGUUUUUAUCUUCAAUGCUCGACUCCUCUUCUUUCCUUUUUGAUGUCAAAUCUGAUAUCAAAUACACUACAUUGAUUUCCUCCCCAUGGAGAUGGUGUGCAAACCAUAAUAUUAAUUGAUAAUCUCUAACCAGAUUAUGUGAGCAUUGAUUGAA